Molecule: messenger RNA, 1399 nt
Organism: Scatophagus argus
Lineage: Eukaryota; Metazoa; Chordata; Actinopteri; Scatophagidae
Gene: aadacl4
Product: arylacetamide deacetylase-like 4
Exons: 5
Coding region: 196-1353 (385 amino acids)
Biological process (GO): triglyceride catabolic process
Cellular component (GO): cytosol; membrane
Molecular function (GO): sterol ester esterase activity; triacylglycerol lipase activity
Source: RefSeq, a predicted model, not a curated record
GUUUCUUUGGGAAACAAGCAAUUACUUUGAUUACAUAGCCAUAAAAUAUGAUGAAGAAUAUAAUUAUUUUUUUCCAUGGCAACACUCUAACUGAAACCAAGGUCAGAUUGCAUUUCAAGUGGACAUGGGAGGGGCGGAAAGAGGCUGAAAGCAGCCUUCCUUCUUCUGGUAAUUGGACUUGUGUAUUCUGAGCUGAUGAAUUCAGACAUUCCUCGUGGGGUUGCAAAUAGUAGGAAACUGCACAUAGUUCAUGGUUUGUUUGUUGGCAUAGCAAUUGUGGGCCGGAUCCUGCAUCGUCUGGGUAUUUGUCACCAGGUCAGCUUUAUCCGAUGGUUUGUGGCCCAUUUUCUGACUUGCGUAAAUCCAGUUCCUGCGGGCCUGCGAGUGAAGGACCUGAAGUUUUGUGAGGUGCCAGUGCGUGUCUAUGAACCUACCACUGUGUGUGACGGCCUCAAAAGAGGACUUGUGUAUUUCCCUGGAGGAGGAUGGGUGUUGGGCAAUAUAGAUUCUGUUGAUGAGGUCUGUCGACACAUUGCCAAGGAGUCAAACACGACUGUUGUUUCCGUUGGUUACCGAUUAGCUCCUGAGCACAGGUACCCUGCUCAGCUGGAUGAUUGUGAGACAGCGACGUGUCACUUCCUGUCUGUGGCUGAGGUAGAGUUCAGUGUGGACUCUCGCAGAGUGGCAGUCGGAGGAGACAGCACUGGGGCUAACCUGGCAGCAGCGCUGUGCCAAAGGAUAGCGAGAAGAGAGGACAGACAUCUGCCGUCCCCUUGCGCUCAGGUCCUCAUCUACCCAGCUCUGCAGAUGGCAGAUUUCAACCUGCCCUCAUACCAGCAAAAUCAUGCUGUGCCCAUAUUGUUUCGUGGCCGAAUGGCUUUCUAUUUCCUGCAGUACCUCAAUGGGGACAUGUCUGUGUGCCAAGAUGUUCUGGAAGGCAACCAUGUCCCUGCUGAGCUCAGGCCACGCUACAAGGAGUGGCUCUCCCCUUCCAACCUUCCUCCAGAGUGCCUUGCACGGGGUAUCUGUGAGCACCCAACCCCAGAAUUUGAUGGGGAGGUGUAUCACACGAUCAAAGCUGGUUUAGAACCUGAGGUCUCACCUUUACUUGCAGAUGAUGCUGUAAUUCAGAAAACCCCUCCCACCUUCAUCCUCACCUGUGAGUAUGAUGUCCUGAGAGACGAUGGGAUUCUUUACAGAAAACGACUGCUGGACUUAGGAAGGGAUGUCACAUGGCAACAUAUAAUGGAAGGUUUUCAUGGCAUGGUUAACUUUUUUAACCAGGGCUGGCUCACCUUUCCCUCUGCAGUACAGGUUGUGGAUAGUGUUGCUGACUAUAUGAAAACACUGUAAUGCAAUGUAUCUUGUUUUACAUUUUAAUAAACAAAACUGUUCUCCA